Messenger RNA from Scleropages formosus (Asian bonytongue), 3241 nucleotides. Its product is annotated as coiled-coil domain-containing protein 71-like. The transcript is spliced from 2 exons. NCBI's taxonomy places the organism in Eukaryota, Metazoa, Chordata, Actinopteri, Osteoglossiformes, Osteoglossidae. Bases 428 to 1525 code for a protein of 365 amino acids. The record is from RefSeq and is a predicted model, not a curated record.
UAGCUCUUUUAAGUGAUAUCUCCCCGCCUCCUCUCUGAGUAUAUUCGCUGUCUGUAUCUGCAACUCCCCCCAUGGUCUGAAGUGGUAGCCAUUUUAAUUCGCUCUCAGCGAAACCGCAACGAGAAGGAACAUCUGGUCUCGGAGCAGGGAGACGAAGAGGUGCGCGCGCCGCCUUUUCCUGCACAAUCGCCACUUGUCAUUUACAGAGCCAAGAGCUUGACACGCGUGUUUUUUGUUGUUGUUGUUUUUUUUUUUUCUUUCUCCCUCCCCUUUUUGUCUGAGGCUUCUACACGCGUGGCGUUGCUGCUGUCCAUCAUUGGAUGCGGAGGGUCAGUUUUCCAAGCGCUGCGCUUAAGAGAUCUUAGACAAGGGUACAUCUUGCAUGUUACUUUGAGGCUUUCAUGCAAUUCCACUGUUGGCAUAUGCCAUGAAUUGUGAAGAGGUUGCAGAGAAAGCGGUCCAUUCCUGGUCCAGGUUGACUUCAACUGGAAAGACUGCCCUAGUGGAAGCCCUAAGGGUUUUCAGCCCCAUGUCAAAGGACCUUAUUGACACUGAGAUGCAACUUGUGUCCUUUCUUCAGGGACUCAAAGAAGAAGGGCACAAGCCUACCGUACUGAAGAGUAAAGAUGUCUAUGGUUAUAACUCCUGUACAGCAGAACCUCUUCCUGAAGCAAAGUUUUCUAAACCAUUGGACCCUCCUAACAAGUUCCCAAAAGUACAGAAAAAUGUGAAAAGACGGGGCAGGAAAACUGGUUCUAAGAAGAAAGAAAUUAACUAUACGCUGUUGAAUGCAGCAACUAAAAUCAUUUUAAAGAAUCAACCUAAAAUAUUGCUGACCAACCUCUCAAGCGAGUCUUUGAAACAGACCAUCCAUUCCAGUUCAGUCUUGACAGUAAGAUCUGUACAGCCAUAUUUGAAACUAACAAACAUAACAGGACCCUCCAGGAGCCAUAUGGCAAGACUUCAGAUUCAUACUGGGUUAGGUUCCCGAUCAAUUUCUGUUUCUGGCUCUCAUAGGCCCCCAGUGUUGUCAAGGACAUCUGUGCAGCCUUUACAGAAUUCACGUAAAAUACCAAAAAUGUUAGCUCUGGAGAAAAAAAGAUCAGUUUCUUGUACAGUGAAGGUUGGAACUGGUCUGACUGGGGCCUGUUCUCUAGACAUGUAUCAGAACGGUAGGGUUUUGAAGGAAAGCAACAGCUACAAAAUGGCACCUGUGAAACUUGGAACGUUGAAGGUGGGUAAUAAAAAACUGGCCUGGGGACAAAAAAGUCCAGUCAGAGUACGGAAGAGGAAAAGGCCCGAGGAAACCGAGGACAAGGUGCUGAGAAAAAAAGCCAAAAGUGGACUUUGGGUGGUAAAAAGUCAGGAUGACACAAGGCUAAAUGAGAAAAACCUCAGGUUCAAGGUAAUCAAGGUGGAUGACUCCAUUACAGAUGAAGAAGUCAGAAGAAAAGCUCAGAAGAUAUUGCGAGUUAAUUUGUCACCAGUUAUAGAGAUUCAGCCUCUCAUUAAUCAUCCUGUAUAAAUUCAAGUUGGGUUUCAAAGGAAGCUUUGCAUGAUCCCUGCAAUUAAAUUAGCCUUUUCAUUUCAACUUUUAUAUCAACACCUUGUUGAGUCUUCUGAACUUUUUGUGGGAAUCUACUGAGAUGGGGAAAGACAAAAUUGUGGAUUGAAAUUAUCCUCUCGUUCUGCACAAAGGAUAUCUUUCAUAUGUCUUGGUUCAAAAUGGUGCAGAUUUAAACUUGACAUUUUUAUAUGAUAUAGUGCACUGUGAAAUGACAUUUUCAUGUUUUUGUUAAGGAUAAAACAAACUAAUGGAAGCCAUGUUGUCAUAUUACUAUGCAGUAUCUGUAAAGGAAUUUUUGGUUUAUUGUUCUGUGAUAUACAGCAGGUUUAAUAUUACGGUUCUUAACCAUAUUAGAUGCUAAAGCCUUUCUAUUAUUUUGGGUCAUUACCUAAAUGCAGUUGGCUACGUUUUUUAAUUUGAACUUUUGUUUUCUUUUAGUGGAGUUGAUUAUUUGUUCCUUUUGAAAUAAGUUGUUUAUAUUCAAAAUGGUAGGUGGUAUCCGGUGGCUGGUUUCCAGGCCUCUGAAAAUGUCUGCUUUUGUUGGAUGAUAAUUUUAUUUUUAGAUUAUUAUGCUUCUUUAUAUCCUAUGAUUGUUUAGAAAUGUGUGUGUGUGUGCUGAUUUUUUUAAAUUUUUUUUUUUUUGCACUUUGGAAUACAAACGAACCAGAUUUAAUUUCAGGACGAGUAAAUGGCCUUGUUUUAUAUAGAAUGAAAAUAAUACAUUAUUGUGCUCAGAAAAUAUUGCUUAUAUUGCUGCCCCGAUUGGGCACAAGAUUUCUUAAAGGACCAUGUUUUAUUUCUGUCUUGCACUUGCUGAAAGAAACAAAUUCAUCUUUUUUGAUAACCCUGGCAUUUUCCAUAAAGAUUGGGUUGUUUCUGUCUGUUGGAGAGCAUAUGACGUUUCCCUAUAGAGCAAUCUAGUCUGGUUUGGCAGGUGUCUGAUAUUUUAAAACUCUUAAGUCUUAUAAUGUAGAAAUGGUUGCUUGUUGCCUUUUUCAACUCUAGGGUACAGAGGUUUAAGCAUUGUGGAUUUUCCUGAGUUACAGUUCAGUUAUUGUGAUCUUGGGUGGAUUAGACUGAGAAAGGGUGAAAAUAAAACCCUUCAGUUAAUCACACUUUGACUGUAGUCCUUGUGCCAAACAUCCAUUUGGUGCUUUUCAGGAGCCUGGUGCUAGUGCUGAAAUCCAUCCUGUGUUGAGGUCGUCACCAAGAUGAAAUUGCAUAAAAUUGCUUGCAAUGUCUUUGCUGCUAGUAUUCUUUUUAUCGAGAUGCUCAUAUGCUCACUUGUAUAUUGGAUGUUCCUAGAGUCUUAAAAGACUUUGGCAAAAAAAAGUGCUUAAAUAGUGAGGAAUUUUUCCAUACGUGUUAGUUUUGAUACUGGACAAAACCAGCAAAACCAAAAUAGGUGAUGUCCAUUUUUGUGGGGAGGUUGUAUUCUGAAAAGAGUGAGUCAAUCCAAAUAUGACAGUGGCAGGGAGAGAAGUAGCUUUUUUUUCUUGUACAGGAUUGUAGACUUUUUGAAUCAAUUUUUAUAAAACAUUCUAACUUAAGAAUAAGUUCCAGUGUAAAUACUAUGAAACAUUUCUCUCCAGUAUCAGUAGUUCUGUGAACAAUGUUUAUCAACCAUGAUUAAAUCUGUACUGUCAGUGUUGUAUAUUUGGUAUUACUGUUAAA